Prunus avium (sweet cherry) is the source of this 1669-nucleotide messenger RNA. RefSeq names its product shikimate O-hydroxycinnamoyltransferase. The record is from RefSeq and is a predicted model, not a curated record. Gene Ontology annotation, molecular function: acyltransferase activity, transferring groups other than amino-acyl groups. Lineage: Eukaryota; Viridiplantae; Streptophyta; Magnoliopsida; Rosales; Rosaceae.
GUUAUAUCAACUUACCUGUAUGUGUAUGUUUUGGGGUCUCUCUAAGAAUUUUUCUAAGAUUUGGUUUACUCUCUUCUUAUAUUUCGAUUUCCUCUUGUUGAAGUCGGGUUUGUGUUGUAAGUUAAAAUCCAAAGAAAAAACAGAAGAAGAAUUGAAGAUGGCAGAGAAGGUGACAGUGAGCAUAAGGGAGUCAACAAUGGUGAAGCCAGAAGAGGAGUCGACGCCUCGAAGCCCGCUGUGGCUCUCCAACGCAGACCUAGUGUUUCCUCCCUUUCACAUGUCAACUGUUUACUUUUACAGACCAAGCGGUGAGUACAACUUUUUUGACGUGGGAGUGCUCAAGCAGGCGCUCAGCAAGGCCCUUGUGCCCUUCUACCCCUUGGCUGGUCGCUUGAAGCUCAACGACCAGAGCAAGCGUCUGGAGAUUGAUUGCAAUGCUGAGGGAGUGCUCUUUGUUGUAGCGGAGAGCAGCUCUGCCCUUGAUGAUUUUGGCAAUUUUGCGCCCACUCCAGAUUUCAAGAAGCUCAUCCCCACUGUUGAUUAUUCUGAGAUAUCCUUAUAUCCCAUUUUGGUGUUACAGGUCACAUACUUCAAAUGUGGUGGAGCGUCACUGGGUGUUGGCGUGGAACACCGCAUUGUAGAUGGAGCUUCUAAUCUCCAUUUUGUAAAUACAUGGUCUGAUAUCGCUCGUGGUGAUCUCUCAAAUAUUAAACCACCCUUCAUGGACAGGACUUUACUUCGUGCCCGAGACCCACCUCAGCCUGCAUUUCCCCACAUUGAAUUACAACCUUUUCCACAAGUGAAGCUAGCUCCAGAUCAUCCGCAAAGUACAACCACUACUACAACAACAUCCAUUUUUAGAUUGACGCAGGAGCAGCUCAAAAUUUUGAAAGCCAAGUUCGAGGAAGAUGGCGGGAAUAUUAAUAAUACAAUCAAGUAUACCACAUUUGAGAUUUUGGCAGGUCAUAUUUGGAAAUGUGUUUGCAGGGCACGUAAACUUCCUGAUGAUCAAGAUAUCAUGCUAGUUAUGGGCAUUGAUGGACGGUCCAGAUUGAAACCCCCACUCCCACCCCAUUUCUUUGGCAAUGCUAUUAGCAGAGCCGUACAAAUUGCUGCAGCAGGGGAUAUCCAAUCGAAACCAACGUUGUAUGCUUCAAGUUGUGUUCGCGGCACUCUAGAGCGGAUGGACGAUGAUUAUUUUAGAUCAUUCCUUGACUAUCUUGAGCUUCAUAAUUCUCGUGUUCCCAAACCUAAUCAAUUUAUCUGGAGCCCCAACCUUUGGAUAAACAGUUGGGUUCGUAUGCCGAUUCAUGAUGCUGAUUUUGGUUGGGGUCGACCCAUUUUCAUGGGGCCUGGUGAAGUUCCAGUUGACGGGUAUUGUACCAUAUUGCCAAGUGCAACUAAUGACAGGAGCUUAUCGGUCUGCAUUUCUUUGAACUCUGAGCACAUGGAAUCAUUUUCCAAGUUGUUGUAUGACAUAUAAGGAAAUGAAUCCGCCGGAGAAAUUUGGUCAUGCCUGAUUCGAAUAGCUGUCAGUCCCUUUAUCUUUAAAGUUGGUGUAUUAGUUUGUGCACGUUGCUUGAUUUAGUAUUGCAAAACUUUGUGUCAAAAGUUGGUGGAUUUGUUAUCCACAAUAAUAAAAAGAAUAUGUGUUUUAUUGUGACUCUUA